AUGAAGUCUGCAGCUAUCACUACGGCCCUUGGCCUCUUGCUCACCAUCGGUGUUUCGGCCCUGGACAAGCCUCUCAACAUUGACGUAACCCACUCAUCGUCAUGCUCCGAGGAUCAGAAGACGAAGAAAGGCGACAAGAUUGACAUGCACUACCGCGGCACAUUGGAGGAAACUGGUGCCGAGUUUGAUGCUUCUUACAACCGUGGCACUCCUCUCUCCUUCGCACUCGGAACUGGACAGGUGAUCAAAGGCUGGGAUGAGGGUCUGACUGGCAUGUGCAUUGGCGACAAGAGAACGUUGACAAUCCAGCCUGAGUAUGGUUACGGAGCAAGGGGCGUUGGCCCAAUCCCAGCGAACGCGGUGCUCAUCUUCGAGACUGAGCUGGUCAAGAUCAAUGGCAAGGGCGCACCGGAGCCAAAUGAUGAGCUUUAG
Molecule: messenger RNA, 432 nt
Organism: Ramularia collo-cygni
Lineage: Eukaryota; Fungi; Ascomycota; Dothideomycetes; Mycosphaerellales; Mycosphaerellaceae
Product: probable FK506-binding protein 2 precursor
Exons: 3
Coding region: 1-432 (143 amino acids)
Biological process (GO): protein peptidyl-prolyl isomerization
Molecular function (GO): peptidyl-prolyl cis-trans isomerase activity
Source: RefSeq, a predicted model, not a curated record